AUGAAUUUUGAAUUUCAGAUAUUUCUUAAAAUAAUGAAUUUAUGAAGAAAAAUUUAAGUGAACUAGAUAAAAGAAACAAUGAAGUGUUUAAUAAUUGUUAUUUCCCUUAUCUCCCUCAGUCAAGCGGAUACACUGAGGGGGGUUGAGGACGGGAAAGUGAAUGAGGAACAAGGAGAAGGGGAAAAGGAAAAAUUAAAGGAUGGUGUAAGGGAAGGAAAGAAAACCUCAGAUUGGAGUCAAGUUUACAAAAGCGAGGAAGAAUAUCCUUCCCCUCAACCUCAUGCUUACCCUCUAACCAAGGAAAUGAGAAGUGCAGAUUGGUUCAGUUCGUAUCCAUAUCAUAGAUAUCAGCAGGCUGAGGAGAGACAGGACGGAUUCCUGGAGACGGUUCGAGAUGGUUUCUCCGGGAUUGGAGAUGGAGUACGCAACGGGUUCUCCGGGUUGGGAGAAGGAGUAAGGAACGGUUUCUCUGGGUUAGGAGAAGGGGUACGGGGCAGUUUUCCUGGUUUGGAAAACGGAGUUCGGGGUGGCUUUGCCGGGAUAGGAGAAGGAGUACAGGGUGGUUUCUCCGGGAUAGGAGAUGGAGUGCGGGGUGGAUUCUCUGGGAUAGGAGCUGGAGUGCGGGACGGAUUCUCCGGGUUAGGAGAAGGUUUGAUGAGACUUGUCAGAGCAGAACCUAACAGAAGACCUAACAGUGUCAGACCAAACAGGAUCAAUAGGGAUGGCCCUCAGGGACCACUAGACGGUCUUAGGGGCCAAAACCCCAGAAGUCCCUUAAAUGGACCCCUAGGAGACAACAGAGAUGAUUUCCAAACUCAGUUUAAGCGUAAAGCAGAUCCCAACCCACUGACAGAACUUGUAAACUUCCCUCAGCACGUGAUGGGAGGAUUUACGAAACUGACCGGGAUCCAGCUACUACCUGCCUCAGCCAAGAAACGAUCUGGUACUAUCAGAGACUCCUCAAAGCGAAUGGUUCAUUCAAAACCUCCGCCAGGGCGGAAACCUGGCACUAGAAACAAAAAACCCGCCAUUGGUCCCAGACGGCAAACACCAGCAAUGGAAACCAGAAAAGAGAAACCCGCAAUCAGGACCAGAAUAGAAACCCCACCAAUUGGAACCAGGAUGGAUAAUUGGAACACUCCGCCGCAAUCUUUCCGCCGUAAUCAGCACGCCCCUCGACCUCAUCCGCCUCAAAGACCAAGCAAAGGUUUAAAACAUAAGGGUGGUAAGGGUUGGCCUAAACACAACUUUAACCAGAUCGAUAAACAUUAUCAAACUCAUUAUACAACCCUAUUCAAUAACAACAACAACAACAACAAGAACAACAACAACAACAACAACAAUAAAAACAACUACAACAACAUCGACAACAAGUAUAUCAUAGAAAACAACCUAAUCUCCGAUGAAGACUACAUUGAUAAGAUAAUGAUAUCUGAUGAAAACAAAGCUAUAAAUGAAAUCCCAAUCAAGGAGCUGAUUAAUUACCCCGUAGAAGAAAACAUGAUUAACAAGAUGAGUGACCCCAAGGGUAGUGAUGAGUCCCUGGGCUCUAUCAGUCAAGUAUUUAUCGAUGAAAAUGAAACUCCUGCCACCUUGAGUAAUAUCUACCUGGAUAACCGUCCUGCUACUUCAGCAAGACCUGGAACCACGAACCAAAACUAUUUCUUUACUCCAUCUCCAACCAACUGGCAGAGAUCUACUCCUAAAUCUUCAGGAUUUCAAGGAUUCAGCUCUCCUCAGGUUUCUGUAAAGACCAAUUCAUCCAUCUUUAUAUUCAAUACUCCGACAACUACAGAGUCUAAUCUUGCAGAGAGACGGAGACAGACACUUUCGAACCCAAUCCAGAGUAACUUGAUCCCAGCCCAGGGAAGCUUGAACCCAACCCAGAGUAGCUUAAACCCUAGUACUCAGCGUCCAAACAGCUAUUUCUACGGUAACUCCGAGGAAAUUAUAAAUGGAUAUUUUACAACUCCUUCCCCUGACUUCUCCGGUCCUGAACCAGAGCAGGUUCCUGAACCCAACCCUGCUCCUGGUAUACAGAUAAUACCAGAACCAACGUUCAGUCUGUCAACCGUCACACAGGCAUCAAAUCCUACCCAGAUACCUCAAAUUCCAUCCCAGGGUCCUACUGUACCCAUUUCCUUUCCUACCUCAAACCCUAGUUCUCCAACUCUACAAUCCUCGUUUCCAACCUUGCAACCUUUUACUCCGACCCAUAUUCCUGUUCACCAAUCACAUAAACCAACUAGGAUACCAAGUUUACUUUCUACAACCUCAACCCAGCUUCCUUCCUCACGACCCACUGAGCUCCCAUCCUCCCGUCCUUCUCAGCUCCCAUCCUCCCGUCCUACUCAGCUCCCAUCCUCCCGUCCUACUCAGCUCCCAUCCUCCCGUCCUACUCAGCUCCCAUCCUCCCGUCCUACUCGGCUCCAAUCCUCCCGUCCCACUAAACUCCAAGAUAUCAACUUGCCUCCAGGACCCAGAGUAAAAAAGAACUCUCAUAUUAGCACAACCCUUACUCCUCAUCUCUCCCACUCUUCAAUCUUCCAACAGUUCGGAGAUCUAGUUAGUGUUAAUAUUUCAACUUAUGGAGAACUUAAAAUAAAACCUAAGGAUGAAAACGACAAUUAUUAUGAUGAUGGUUAUGAUGUUGAUGAUGAUGAUGAUGAUGAUGAUGAUGCUAGGGAUGACAAGAAAUCUUCUCCCACAAAAUAUUCGAUAUCUCGAGACUUCAAUAUCGAUCCUAUUGAUAAAUUCAAGUUGGUCGAGGAUAGAAUUGAUGUUUCAGAAGAAAAGGAGACCUAUACUGUGGACUCUGGUUCUGUAAGGAUAAGAAAUUGGGAGAAUCCCAACCCUAUAUUAAACCCUAUGCUAGGAAUAUUGUCUACCCCAAGUCCCAAAUCUGUUUUUGAAUCAACUCCGGUUCCAAAUAUGAUAAAAUCAACUCCGUUUCCAAAUAUGAUAAAAUCAACUCCGGUUCCAAAUAUGAUCAAAUCAACUCCUAGCUUUAAUCCAAUUUUAAUAUCUACAACUCAGGGAUUUAGCCCAACCUAUCCAACAACAGCAGCAACAGCCCUUUACCGUACUGAACCCCCAACAACAGAUUUACCCACCACAAUAAUGACUACCACAGAUGCGCCUACUACAACAGCAACAACGUUAAAAACCACAAGUAAGAGAGGUAUUAUGAGUAUUCGAGAUGCAAUCUAUGCAAAGAAAAGACGACCUACAAAGCUAGCACUUAUCAAGUCUACAUCAGAGUCUUCAAUCAAGGAUGAGGAGAUGACUAUCUCCGAGGUUACGAAGCUAACCUCUGAACCUGUAGUAUCAUCCUGGAGUCCUCUUCAGCGAGGAUCUACCACUACUUCCAAACCUGGCAGGAGUCCAACUAAACCAGCAUGGCUCAGGUUGCGUAAUAUGCGAAACAGGGCAACCACCAGGAAAACUACAAUAGAAGAAAAAAAUAAGGAGAACUUGGAUACAAUAGAAAACAGAGAGGAAUUAAAAGUGAGUGAAAAUGAAACACAGGAUGAAAAAUACACAAAUGAAAUAGAAGAAGAUACAAAGAGGAAAAAGGAAAAAGGAACAAGAACAAACCCAGAAGAAGCAAGAGAGAAAAGAGAAGAGGAGUUGAAAAAGAAACAAGAAGAAGCACGGAAGAAAAGAGAGGAGGAUAUAAGGAAGAAUAUAGAAGAGAAAAUGAGGAAUGAGAGUGCUGCUAAGGUUGGUGGGAUCAUGGGCCAUGGCUGGAGUGGAACAGUUAGACCUGCUCCUUCAGGGAUAACUACUCCAGGUUGGCAUAUCCACUCCAAUCCAUUGAAACCAUUGCCGCGAAGCGUCCAGGAUUCUGAUACUGCUGACUCUGUCCCAAUUCGAGUAAAAAAGGAACUUUCAUCAUAUCCUCUUCAACGGGAUAUUGGAGAAAAUGUUCAGCUGCAUAUGUUCACGCUAGAGGACGCUAUGGAUAGAAUACCUGAAAACAAAAUGGCGGAUAAUCAUGAACACAAAUCAGCUGAUCACCACGUGGAGAAACACGCUGGUAAACGAAUAGACAGACCUGGCUAUAACAGGUUUGAAACGAAAAUCAGUGCUAAACCUAAACCAAAUAUGAAUAGAAGAAUAGGACCUCAAGAUAAAGUUUGGACCCUAAUAGGUCCAAGGGGGGAGAUGUUUAGGUUCAAUAAACUUAAAGAUUUGCUCAAUUCUCCGAAUCUAAGAAGAACGAUGGAAUACUCAAACUAAAGAUGUAUAAUGUCUAAUGUAUAUAAUUUAUAAAA
Eurytemora carolleeae is the source of this 4277-nucleotide messenger RNA. Its product is annotated as histone-lysine N-methyltransferase, H3 lysine-79 specific. The record is from RefSeq and is a predicted model, not a curated record. The coding region runs from base 79 to 4242 and encodes 1387 amino acids. NCBI's taxonomy places the organism in Eukaryota, Metazoa, Arthropoda, Copepoda, Calanoida, Temoridae. The transcript has 10 exons.